GCUCUAAUGAAUGCUCACAAUGGCCGGUUUGGUAAUGGUCACACACGCUCACAAUUAUUAACAGUUUCACUCGCGUAAAUAAUUAUGUUCAUCAAUUGUAUAUUAUUUACGAACUCAUUGAAUUCAAUUGCAUUAUUGUUUCUCGUUCACUCGUUUUUCAAUGUUAAUUGAAUACAAAUUUUAUAUUGUAUUAACUUGAAGGAUAUACGUACAGAAAAUGGAACGUGGACCUGGUAAAAGAAGAAUUAAACCUCCUGUUAACCUGGAAUUAAUAGAUUUUUAUAGUGAAAGUUCAUCUGAUAGUGAUUUCAAUAUUGAAGAUCACUAUGUUAAUAGUGAAUCAGAUUCUGGAGAUUCAAAUUUCAGUUUUACUGAUGAUGGCAGUAAUAAAAAAAAAACUGAAGAAGAUGAUGGUAAUAAAAAAAAAACUGAAAAAGAUGAUAAAGAUAAUAUUAAAUGUAGCAAUGAUAGUAUGGCUAUUGAUUGUACUAAUCUCAAGACACCAAAAAAAGAUGAUUCUAUAAAAGUGAAUAUUAAAGAAAUAGUAGAUACAAUUCGUAUUUGCAGUAUUUGCUUAGGUGAUGAUAGUGAUGUCGUGAAUGAGUUAAUAGAUUGUGAUGAAUGUGGUAUAUCAGUUCAUGAAGGUUGUUAUGGCAUCUCUGAUUCUGAAAGUGUAAAUUCAUCUAUUUCAUCAUAUUCCACGGAACCAUGGUUUUGUGAAGCUUGUAAAGCAGGAGUAGAAAAUCCUACUUGUGAAUUAUGUCCUAAUUUAGACGGGAUAUUUAAGGAGACAGAUAAUGGAAGAUGGGUUCAUUUAGUAUGUGCUCUUUAUGUACCUGGUAUAACUUUUGGUGAUGUUACAAGUCUCAGUAAACCCAAGUUAUUUGCACACGGUACACCUCAAUGGGGCAAUAAAAGCUGUACUUUAUGUAAAGAUUAUAGAUUUAGUAGCACUGGAGUGACUAUUUCAUGUGAUGCUGGAAUGUGCCGAACACAAUUUCAUGUUACUUGUUCUCAACAAGAAGGUGGUUUAUCAGAUGUAACAAGUCCAGAAACUGACCAAUCAGAUCCAUUUUAUGCUCAUUGCAAGAUGCAUGGAGACAAACUGAUAGCGAAGAAUAAAAAAAGAAAUUGGCAAAUACUUCAACUAAGAACAAACCAAAUGAAAUUAAAGCGUGAACAGCUGUCUUCAGAAAAAUCAACUACAUGGGAACGUAAUCAGCGAUGGCUUAGAAGAUUACGAUCCAAGUAUGAACAAACUAAACAAAUCAGUAUUAAAACAGAGUCAACAUUUAAAUCAAAAGUUCCUCGUGCCAUUACAACAUCAGCUUCAUCAUGUCGAGCCCUUUGGUUAAAAGCUGACUUAAUGGGUAUAAAUACAACCUCUCAAGAGGUUAUUGAAAGACAAAUAAAAGAAUUGCGUGAUGUACCAAAAAAAUGGAAUGUACCGCCUGCAUUUAGCUUGGAAUUUGUAAGUUAUUUCUCAGAUAGAAAUUUAAGAUUGACAAAUUUAAAAAAUCAGCUAAAACAUUUUACUGACCAAAACAACAAACUCCGUGAUGAACAAAAAAUUGCACAAGAAAAAUAUAAUCAAGAGUUAAAAAAAAAUGAAAUUCAAAAACAAAAAAAUUUGGAACUUGAAAAUGUUAUUAAAGCAUAUCAUAAUAUAAUUAAUUUGUGCAAUCCUUAUGCUAAUAUUUUAGAUGUAGAUAUAUUUGCUGGAGAAGUUCAAAACGAUCAUUGUUCUUAUAUUGGUUUUUCAGAUAAUGUCCAAUUAGAUUUGUAUAAUAAAUGUAGUAUUUGUAGUCAUACAAAUGAUCAACAUUUACUGGCAAAAUGUGAUACAUGCAGAUUAUACUAUCAUUUACGUUGUUUGAAUCCACCACUGACUAGAAUGCCUAAGAAAACAAAAUUAUUUGGAUGGCAAUGCAGUGAUUGUGAAAAUAGUAAUUCUUUUUCUGAACAACAAAUCAUUGAUAAAAAUGCACCUAGACAAUUAAGAUGUGGCGGUAAAAAGCAAUCUAUAUCAGAUAAUCAUAAAUCUUCAUCAUUUAUUGGUAACGAUUUACAGGACUUCAAUAAUUCGACAAAACAGUAUAAAAUGCCAAAUGGACAAAAAAAAGAUAAAAAACAUGAACAGAAUAAGAAAAAAGAUUCCAAUAAAAUCAUAACAAAUCAAGUUAAGGCUCACAAGCGUAAACAUAAGUAUGAUGAAGAUAAUAAUACUUCAAAAUUGGAACCAUCUGAUAACCUAACUCAACAUGGAAUUAAGCUAUUUAUUAAAACUGUACCAAGUACUAGUGGAGUCAAAACAACAUCAUCAAAAUUACUUAUUGGAUCACCAGCAGAUACAACACUACAUACAUCUAAAAUAACUAAACCAGAAAAAAGUAUUACACCACUAAGAAUCAGCACGAUAUCAACAGAUAUUAUGUUGACUCCUAAAUGUAAAGCUUGUCAUACAACCGGAACUAGAGCUACAAUGGUUCAGUGUGAUGAAUGCAGUGAAUAUUUUCAUUUUUUUUGUCUUGAUCCCCCUGUAAAAAAAACACCAAAAGUUAUUGGUUAUUCAUGGCACUGUGAAGAAUGUGAUCCAACGGACAGUGACUAAAAAAACUUGGAAGCACCAUUACACAACAU
Rhopalosiphum maidis (corn leaf aphid) is the source of this 2640-nucleotide messenger RNA. RefSeq names its product PHD finger protein 14-like. Lineage: Eukaryota; Metazoa; Arthropoda; Insecta; Hemiptera; Aphididae. Gene Ontology annotation, biological process: regulation of transcription by RNA polymerase II. The coding region runs from base 218 to 2611 and encodes 797 amino acids. The record is from RefSeq and is a predicted model, not a curated record. The transcript has 18 exons.